Molecule: messenger RNA, 3208 nt
Organism: Pseudophryne corroboree (corroboree frog)
Lineage: Eukaryota; Metazoa; Chordata; Amphibia; Anura; Myobatrachidae
Gene: SRPRB
Product: SRP receptor subunit beta
Exons: 7
Coding region: 112-909 (265 amino acids)
Biological process (GO): intracellular protein transport; vesicle-mediated transport
Cellular component (GO): Golgi apparatus; cytoplasm
Molecular function (GO): GTP binding
Source: RefSeq, a predicted model, not a curated record
GCGCAGAAGCGUCACCCGGCGCAGCUCCCAUCAUGCUCUGUUGCUGCAGCCAGGCUGGAGCGCAGUGACACGUAGUCGGGACGAGAAGCGCAUGCGCAUUAGCUGAUCAAGAUGGCGGCGGUGCAGGAGGCUGCGGGCUCACAGUGGCUGCCGGAUAUGGAGUCUAUCAAGCAGGAGCUGGGCAGGCAGGACCCCACUGUGCUGUCCGUGGCUGUGGCACUCCUGGCCGUGCUGGUUACGUUGUUGCUGUGGAAAGUGCUGCGGAGGAGUCAGACUAGCCGCAGAGCUGUCCUUCUUGUGGGCUUGUGCGACUCGGGUAAAACCUUAAUCUUCAGCAGGCUCCUAACUGGAAAGUACAUGAAAACCCAGACUUCUAUCUCCCCCAAUACUGCUCUUUACAGAGUGAAACGUGAGAAGGGUUCCAGUUUUACAUUGGUCGAUGUUCCUGGCCAUGAAAGUUUGAGGGUUCAGUGCAUGGAGCAAUACAAGCCGGCAGCCAGGGCCUUGGUGUUUCUUGUGGACAGCUCAGCGUUCCAGCGUGAUCUGAAGGAGGUGGCCGAGUUCCUGUACCAGAUCCUGACAGAUGCUACAAUCGUGCGGAACGCACCUCCGAUACUGAUUGCCUGCAACAAGCAAGAUAUAUCCAUGGCCAAGUCAGCCAAGUUAAUACAGCAGCAGCUGGAAAAGGAAUUGAACACUCUCCGAGUCACCCAAUCAGCCGCUCCCAGCACUCUGGACAGCAGCGGUUCUCCAGCAAUCACACAGCUCGGGAAGAAGGGCAAAGACUUUGACUUCUCCCAACUUCCUAUGAAGGUGGAAUUUCUGGAGUGCAGCUGUCGGGACAGCAAGGAAGAAGAGGGAGACGCCAACCUCAGCAACAUAGAGGGCUGGUUGACCAAGCUGGCGUGAGAAAGAUGAUGUACAAACUGAACACUUGAAGUGUUUCCAAGGACUGUAUAGAUGAAAAUAAAUGGUCCUGUGAGACGGCCGCUUGUUUAUUCCACUGCUGGAAGGGCUUCUUAUGACAGCUUUUCAUAUACAGAACAAUGUUACAUAAAGCUGCUGGCUGCCUUCUUGCCUCUUCAGACCAAUUCACAUAUUGUUGUGCUAUAAUACAGUAUCAGAUGCAGAUGUGCAAAAGUAAAUUAUUAUUGAUGACAUGUUUCCUGUGUUUCUGAAGAACUUGCACGGGGUAUAAUUGUCACUUCAAAGCCUUGGCAGCAUACACAUGGGGCGAUAUUACAAACGAUAUCGCUCAGAAGGGUGAAUAAUGAGCGAUAUCACUUGUAAUAACCCAUAGUGUGUAUGCACCUUUAGUCUCUGCGUCUUAUAUCUGCUCAGUAAUAACUGUGACAAUUAGGGGACACUGGGGUAUAGACGGUGAUGAAUGGAGCCUGGCACUUUAACAUUUCUUGGUCACAGUGACAGGGAGUUAAUGUAAUUCGUUUUUUUAAAUUUAUUAAGUGCCUUAUAAACUCUUUGGUGUGGUGUCUUUACCAGACAUCAAUUUUGUCCUUGUUCUGAUCGCUGUCUGGAUCUGUGCACGACCCUAAAGAUGACUGAUGCCUUCCUCUCUCCCUACAUUAUUAGCCAUGUGAGUCUCAGAAAGGUUCCUAGAAGUGUCUUCACUGGCAAUGAAGAAAUGUACUGUUUUAGUGAGCGGAAAUAGCGCUCAUCUUUUGUAUAUAGUAUAUAAAGGUUCACCCAAAUAUGGCCCUCGGGGUCCCCUAACAGUCCAGGUUUUAAGGAUAUCCAUUAUUAAAUAAAGAUUGCUAAAUAAAACUGAGAAAGUUUGCUUGUACAGUACAUGUUUAGCCUUAAAACCUGGACUGUUAGGGUUCCUUGAGGAACAAUUUUGGGAAACACUGGUAUAGUUCGUUAGAGUAAGCAAUUCAUCUGUACAUCGAGUAAAGACACUUCAGAUAACCUAAAAUAAAAUUCCAGAAUUUGCAAAUAUAUUGGCAACAUCCAAAGCGAUCCAAUUUUAUUCUUAUAAAAUAACUGUUAUCCCUAAGGAGAUAUAUUGUUCUAGCUAACUAAGGGUAGAUGCCUGUUGGUUGCUCAUGUAAGUCAUAAUUGUUCUAUAGUUACUGUUAAGUCAUACUUAUCAUCCAAUAGGAAGUUUGAAUUACCCCAUAGAAGACCAUCCACAUGUAUGCCCAAACUGAAAGUCUCCAGCCCCCUGGCUUCUCCAUAUUUGGCCAUACACAUAGGGGGGUAUUCAGUUGUUAGGAAAAAUCAGACACCCAACUGACUUUUCAAACAUUUGAAUUCCCCCCAUAGAAUACUUGCCGAAUUACCAUCUGUGUAUGUGACUCAUUUCUGAGGGUUCUUGUACACAGGCAGAUUCCACUAAAUUCACCAUUGAUUUACACACACACACACAGUGCUCUUACCAUCUAUCCUCAUCUCUGGUUCAUAAUUUCACAGCUAGCGUAGGCAUUCAAAUGGGAAUGCGCUAGAAAAAGAUGGCAGAAUGUUUUGUGUAUUUUUUUUGUCUUGUGAGCGAUCACCUUUUGAAUGCACCUAUGGGUGCCGUAAUUAAACUUUCAUAAACUGCUUGUGGUAUUGGUGACAGGUUGCCUUUGAGUCAAUGUAUUUGUACUUUAAAAAUCACCCAUGUGCAGAAGUAGAUUACAUUUUAAAAUGAGCUGCUUUUGUUUGAUGUAUUUUAGGGAGGGAAAUUAUGUCACUUGUUAAAGAAAAAUUAACUUAUUGUGAUUAAUUAAAAAGCAACUGAUGGGAAUACUACUGUAAGAGGGCAGGAACUGAUUAACUAAAAAUGCAUUCUCCUGAUUACCAAAACCUGUACAUUUCUUAAUGUAACCCAAAGUGUCAGUGCGUCCUGUGCGAGUAAAUGAAUUCAGUGUAUAUCCAUUAUCACACUGUAGCAUCAUGAGAAACACACAUUGCUGUAUGUGGAACUAGCAUCCUAUUAUUUUAAAUGUAAUACAAUUUGGAGUGUAAUAGGUGAGUGCAGAACUUUGUUUGAAUAAGGUUUGGUCACAUACCUCUGGCAGAACAGAGAGAGAGAGAGAGAGUGUCAUGGAUUAGAGACCUAUAUAGCCCUAGUCACCAAAUGAGAAAUGCAUGUUUGACAAUAGCACAUGCUACACACAUCAGUCACAUAAGUUUUUGGCAAUUUUAAUAAAGUACAAUUAUAUAUAUUACAACAAAAAAGUGAAAAUAAAAAUAAAAUGUCAUGUAA